AGAAGAAGAAGAAGAGCACACCUGAGGAACCCAAUCGAGGAGGGGCACGGCGGGUACACUGCUCCUAUAUUGUGCUCUAUUGCGUUUAUUAAGGGUGUUUAAGGGUUAGUACGCGGCAGGAAGAACUGUGAUAGACCAUAGACACUCCCGGAGCACCUGUCUUGCCUUGAAUCAGCGGUAAUCAGCCCCGCCGAGCCAGCUGAUGAGGGACGGGUGGCGGCUGUCAUCGUCCUCAGCCCGCCCUGCCCUGCUGCCGUCCUCGGGUGGUCAUCAUGAAGGUGCACGAUGUCAUUAACUGCAGCUUCCCGGCGUGGUAUGACAAGUUUAGGAAGUGCUCCAUUAAAAGCAUAGUGGUGCCCCUUACAGUGGAGGUGUUGGCAUACCUCCAAGAUAAUGGCACACUAGUCCUGCCCGAAGGCUCACAACCUGAGCUGACAUAUGAGCGGGGACCCACAUCUGAGGAGGAAGAAGAGGAGGCCUCAGAGGACUGGGACCAUUGUGAGACCUCUGGCUCUGUCAUCGAGGGCCCUAAGCUGGAGGAUUUCACCAACAAGAUCCGAGAUGCUAUCACAAAAUUAGGAGGAAGUGUGUUUCCCAAGCUGAACUGGAGUGCUCCUAAGGAUGCCUCGUGGAUUGCCUUCAACAAUUCCCUGCGGUGUUGCACGCCUGGGGAUGUCUUCCUUCUCCUCAAGAGCAGCAGUUUUGUGACCCAUGAUCUCACUUCUCCAUUUAAGGACUGUGAUGAUCCGGGUGAGGCUGAUGCGCCCGUUGAUUACUGUCUUGUUCUCCGCAAGUGGAUGGAUAUCAAUCCUGCAUUUGAAUUUCGUUGCUUUGUUAAGAAUAAGGAAUUAGUAGGUAUUUGUCAAAGAGAUGUGAGCCAGAGCUACUCCUGCAUUGGGGGUGACCGCUUGAACAUUCGCAGUGACAUCAUCAGCUUUUGGCGAGAAAACAUUGAAAAUAGAUUCCCUCUUCAAGACUAUGUGUUUGACGUUUAUCGACCAGCCAAAGACCAUGUGGUAUUGCUUGACUUCAACCCAUUUGGAGAAACUACUGAUGGCUUGCUCUUCACCUGGUCUGAGUUGCAGCAGCAGAGUGAGGAUGGAGGACAAGGCUUAAGCAGGAUCAUUGAGGAUGAGAUUAGUCUCAUGAGGAUUGAGGACAUUGAAGGCAGCAACACCCUCCACAACAAUGAGAGGAAUGUGUUUGACAGUAACAGACACACUCCUCCUCGUGAUGAUCUGCCUGAAUUCAGAUUUAUAGCAGAUGCCACAGGAGUGCAACCCAGCCCCUACAUGCAGUAUGGUCUUCCAUUGGACAUCAUUGACCUCAGUACAGGACAAGACCCUCAAAAACUAAUAGAUUUUCUACAAAUGAAAGUUCAAAAUGAAGCUGAUGAGAGCUCUGAGGAUGAAGAAGUUCCUAGCUGAUCAGAGGAGGUAAUUGGGUCUGGUCCAUUUGCUUUGCCUUCGCCACACACAACUGGAUCCAUAGAAGAAACUAUUUUCUAUAAAGGACUUCAUCAACAUGGAGGGUAAUUUCUAAUACACAUGCUAUAGACUCUGCACCAAAAUAUUUGCAGAUGUGCAUAUAACAACUUGAAAACCUGUGGGUUAAUUUAAUUUAAUUUUUUUUUUUUUUUCAACUUCAAUCAUUCAUCAGGGUCUGGAUGGCACAUUGGCAAAGACUCUUCUUUGAGGAUGCAAGAUUAUAGCUCAGUCAUGGUACCCUCUUGAAAAAGGCAGUACUCUUGAGGCCCUAAUGACUUUGUGUCUGUCAGUUGUUAAUUAUUUUCAAUUAAAAGCGGUGUAAUUCAUUUUAUCAUCACAAAAAAUUUACCUGUUUGGUAUCAAGAAUUAACUUUUAGAGUUCACUUUGACACUUCCACCUUUUGUGGUCACCAUAUUCUCCAGUACUAAGAAGCUAGGUAAGAAUCUCUACUUAUUACACAUCACCACCACAACCCAUUUCCGACACUUAUCAAGUUAGGAGUAAUUAAAAUCUCAUCCAAAUUUUGCUUCCUCACUGUGUCUAUAGCAAAAGGGGUAGAUGUAAUGAUGUGCUAAGGCUAUACUGGCUUAUACCAAAGUACUGUGGUCUUGGGUCUAGAUUGUGAUGAACACUUGUGAGGCAUGGUUCUAAUACUCAUCGGCUGCUUGUUUUCUGUAACAAUGUGGGCUGUUGAGUGGUUUCUGUAUUCUCAGAUUAUUUUAGUGUAGUUGGUUUUACUUGCAUGCUACAUUCAUGUAACAUCUGUAGCAGAGGUUUUAUAUAGUUUGGUUGUGUAUUUGUGUCCUCCAUACAAAAAGUAGGUGAGGUCAUACAUUGCAUGAUAAGGUACUAUACACAGUAUUGCUAAUCUUUUUUUGUUGUUAACACAGUCUUGGAAAUGUACUUACUGCAUUCAGAAUCAGUUACAGCCAAUGCCAGGCAACAUUUACUCCUUAAAUUGUGCAUGUCUGCCACAUGCACAGUACAGUGGCCUUGCGUCCAAUGUGGAAAUUUGGUCAGUCAGGGAUAGCAUUUUGUUGGAUGAAACUAGCAUUGUAUAAACAAAAAAGUAUGGAAAAAGAUAAUUUUGUUGAAGAAUUCUGAGAAAUCACUCGGCACUCAGUUUCCUGUAGCAGAUUGCCCAGACUAAAUCAGGGCAAUAGCUGAUAUAUAUGAGAGGAAGCGAGAGGUGUUGAGUGUGUGGCAAAGUGCGAGUGCGGAGCGGGGCCGCAGCCACCAUGACCCCAUCGGCCAGUUUCACGUGAAAAUACUAUAGCCAGGUCUGGUCUGCAACACUCGCCAGGUGGCCGCAUGUUGUGGUGGUGGUGAUAGUCACAUUCCCUCCACAAGGGGUUCACCCAUUCAGUAGCUUCAUAUUCUUUUUUAGAGUUGUUAAAUUCCUUUAAUAUUAUUUGGUAUUUGUGUAUUGGUAAUUCACUCUAAGUUUGUCUGUGUUUGCAAUGAAAUGUCCACCAUGGGUUCAAUAAGCUGCUCUUCUUGUGAUAUACAUGCUUGUCUGUUUACAAUUAUCAGCUGAGCAGGUACUAGUAGUUAUGAUUGUUUUUAGCACCGUUUCAUAUUUUUAUUACCUGAUUUUUGUAGAAAGCACAUUCUGGACAAAGUGCAGUAAAAGUCUGGGGCACUUACUAAAUAGUUGGACAUGAAACGCCUUGGACGCAAGACCACUGUAUGUACACACUCAACAGAUGCCAUGAACAUAUUCAGCUGUUGUAUCAACUGUAUACAUGUCUCCUAUAGGCACCCUGCAAUAAAUUUAGUCAGCUGCGUGUGGAUACGAUUUAGACUACAAUAACAUCCUUGUCUUGCUGAAUCAGCAGAGAAUGUUGCGAUGAAAACAGAAUUGCUUGUAAAGAAAUUUGCUACCAUCCUGUUGUAGGGCACUUGUGAGUGCACCUCAUGAUAGCUUUACAGUAUCAUCAAGGUUUAAAAAUAAAUGAAUAGGCUUGCACCAUAUAUUUCACAAAACAUCUUUACUAAGUAAUAUCACAGCUGUUGUAAAACAAAAACAAAGUCAAUCAGUAUAUAUUACUAUACAUUUCGAAACUAAACCUUCACAUAUUCAAGACCAAAUUAUUUAAGCCAUUGUAUAAAAUUUCACAGUAAGUCCAUGAAAUAAUCUAAGUAGCUGAUGUUUCCUAUAGCUUGUUCCAUAUAUAUAUAUAUAUAUAUAUAUAUAUAUAUAUAUAUAUAUAUAUAUAUAUAUAUAUAUAUAUAUAUAUAUUUAAAGAAUGUAAAUACGUAUCUCAGAAAAGAAAUUGGUGUUUGACCACCCUCUCCUAAACUGUCACAAUCUGUGCAUUCCUUUCAGCAAAUAGGUGACUGAUACACAAUAAUGCUAAAGACAACAGAAUACCUGUAUUUUUUUUAACAUACUAAUACAUAUAUGUGGACAGACUAGUGGACGGUCACUGGCAGGAGAUUCCCACCACCGGCCGUCCACUAGGCUAUACACCUUCUGCAUAUAUAUUUUAUCACCACACAAUACUCGUUACAUGUAUUGGUAUGUUAAGAAAAUGUCUUUAGUAUUAUUGUGUAUCAGUCACCUCGGUCAAACACCAAUUUCUUUUCUGAGAUGGAACGGGCUAUAGUUAAGUAGCUAAAAUUGCAUGAUCUAAAUACACUUUGUAUGGCCACUCCUGUACCACAUUAAAGUCUUAGAGCUGCAAUCAUGAAACAUAACUUUAGUCACCACCAGGGUAAUGGCUGGUGAUUGCAAGUCUGUUGCAUGGCCAGACCAUGGUGGAUUAGACUAUGGAUAAAAGUUUAAUAUAUUUUGAUGACUUGGGAAUAAGAAAUGUACUUGAGUUGGUCAGAUCAUGUGUAGAACUGAUAACAGAUGGACAUCGAAGUAACACUUUUAAAAGUCAGGGCAGACAGAGGACCAAGUGGAGGCCAAAUUAAAGCAUUUCCCAGAGCAGGAUGGAGUACAAUAACAUCAGACAGAGUGAGGUGUAGAAUGUUGGGAGAGGUCUUUGAAUUACAGUGUAUUCAUACUGACUGUCAGUAUGAAGAUGACACACUGUCAUUCAGCAUUUUGAAUCCUGCUUCUCUGAAAUCAAGCUUAAUUUCUACUUAUGGUGGCACUGAAGGGUUACUGGCAUUUCCUCUGGAUCCAUUUUGAUGAUGCACUCUUAGAUUCACACCUUUAUACUUAUGAGGACCAGUCAUGAGAACUGGAGUAUUCAGAGAUGACUAGAUCCUUCUUUAAAGGCAAUAUCUUUGUGGGCUGAUGAUUCCUGAGAAGCUAUGAUGCUUUCUUUGAAUUUUUAUAUAAAAUAAAGAGCUUCACAACUGAGGAAUAAUCUGCUCAUCAGGAUUUCACCCCAACAGAAGCAUCUGGUCAUCUAUAAAUACUUCUGCCCCCAUGAGAUAUGUAAGAACAGGUGUGACCCAUAAAAUGCUUCACAAUAUGAACCCACUAAAAAGGAAUUUUAAGUCUGCCUACCACAAAACCCAUCCUCAUGUCACCUCACAUGCCUCACCAUUCUCUUAACACUGGACACUGUGAAGAAAUCACAAUGUAGUUGAAGAUCUCACUGGUAACCUGACCAAAACUAGUCAUUAUGUUUACUGAAGCACCAGUUUCUUUUGCAGAAUAUUUAGGGGAACUUGGAAGUUAGGUCACACUAUAAUCAGAAACCCAAAGAAAGUAAAGAUGAGCAAUGCUGAGUCUUCUGGGCAACCUGUCUGUAUUCAAGAAAAUUAUAUACCUAUUGUAUGAGACCUGGUUUGUACUUAUAGCUAAGAUCAUUAUAUCAAAGGGCUAUCACUGUAUCAAAUAUUAGCAUUAAAUGAAAUUCACAAGAAGUACAGGUUUCCUCUACCCCAUUAAAAUGAAUUUGCCAAACCGGCAGAAAACCGUACACAUUAGUCUUGAGAAACUGUAACAAUGAAAAAGGUGCCUCAGGAUCGUAUCUGCACCUCCAGAACGAAGGGAAGGCACAGUCACUGUUUACAUUCACUAGGGAAAUUGUAUCAGCAGUGCAAAACUCAAAAUAUUCACCACUUUGUUGUCCAGGGAUUGAACUCUCACCUCCAAAUUAAAAGCAGGGCAGCAUAUCUUCUCAGUCACCUUUGAGCUGAAAGUUACCUUGCCUGCAGUCCUGGUAAUAAUGAUUCUGGCACCUGCUCCCACUGUGGGUGAAAGGAAUAGUAACCUGUUCAAAUAGGAAUGCUUUUAAUAAACUCAAGAAGGCACUUAUGGUGUUCAUUUUUAUGCAAGUAACUGUAAUAACCUAGCUCACUGAUGUUCACCUGGAUCUGCUGCCCUGUUUAAGCUUGGAAGCACAUGUUCAAACCCUGGGCAUUCUAGUGGUGUAUAUGAGUUUUCAUUGAUGUUAGCAUUUCUCAUAUUAAUAUAAACACAGCAUGUGCCUUCUCAGGUAAAUUAAAACCCAUGAGCAUCAGAAGGUUACCACUCCUGUAGCCCAUGGUGGAGGCAAAAUGCCUCUUACACAUGUACGAAGUUGUGGGCCACUGGCAAGGACUGCAAGCUCAUCGGUGGCUGAGUGGGUAUGCUGCCCUGCUUCCAUUCUGGAGAGGCUGGUUCCCCAGGCACUCCUGUGGUGUAUAUUUCAAAACUGUUAGGUUUAAUGAAUGAGCAAAUAACAUAUUUGAGCUGCUAUCACAAGACUUUAGGAGCAAGUGGAUUGCAAUUAGUGUUGUCACCUCACAAAGUUGACAAAUGCAUGCUGGCUUCACAUCUGGUUCUAUAUUAAAUCUGUCUUCAACAAACACCAAGUUGAGAAUCCUGGACUAUUUGUAACAAUCAAAUAUUACUUUUUACUCCAUAACAAACCAGGUAAAAAUGUUAUUAACUUAUAGUAAAAUACACCAAAAUAACUGAGGCACAGAAAAAGCAUUAAUAAUCCCAAUUAAUUGUCUCCAUUUAACAUUAAACUAAAAUUGCUGACAGUACAGAAGGAAAUUUGGCAAGUGUACCGGUGCAGUUUAAACCAUAAAUGUUGAGCAUGCAAGAGAUUAAUUUGUUUACAAAUCCCAGAGAUGGCAUAACAGUAUGAAGUAGAAUAUUCAUGUUUUAGGAAUCUCUAUUGAAUAUGGACUGCAUAUCUUACUUGUAUACACUUACAAAUUGCAGCCCAUACAGUAUACUUAUCUAAGCUAUAAAAAAAAAAAUUAAAAAAAUUGUUACUGUAUAAUUUUCUUUCAGUAUAAACAAUGAAGCUCUAUGGGAUAUCAGUUGGCUUAGGAUGAGGUUGGAAAAUGGUUGCCUACAAUGGGAAGGAUCAUUGUCAAGAUUGUGAUGCACUAGCAUUUUUUUAUUGUAUAAUAUUUUAUCCUUGCUGUUCUUUUCACAGACUAAAACUGGGCUGUAGCCAAUACUAUAUCCUCCCAAUGCAAUAGCUGGAUUUUUAUUUUUUAUUUUUAUUUUUUAUUUUUAGGAUUUACCAGUUAUAUAAAAUAAGGAACUAUGUAUCAGUAGCAGGGCAACCAUCAUUCCUUGAACCAGUAACAUGUUUGUCCAUUGUAACUUGGUUACAUCUUGUCUGUUUACAUAUGGCAAUGGGUUCUUGUGUGCUAGUAUAUUUGUUUAUGUCUAGUUAUAUUUAAAUAACUGUGAUUAGCAGAUUCCACUCUGGAUUAUGAAGUGCCUCAGCAUUCCUUACUCUGUUCAUGGAUUUAAUGCAGCUACAAUUGAUCUCUUUGCAGUAAUGUAAUGUUACUUGACAUUUUCAGGCUGUCUUUUUAACAACAUUAAUAAUAUCACUGCACUCACUUUUAAGAGCACACAUCUGUCUCCAUGCUACUUUGUUUUUAUUUGUCUGUGAUAAUUGUGCAAAGUCAUCUACUGACAUGUAAAAUAAAAUAUAAAUUGAUUAAAAAUAAUUGCCACCACAAUCCUAACUUUUCUUUUAAAUAAAAAUAACUUUUCAUGAAAUAAUUUCCUUAAUGCACAUCACCCAACAAAAAAAUAAAAUAAGAGAUAUUAACCUUUCUGGCAAUCAGCAAAAAAUGCAUAUUACUUCUCUGAGGUCAACUGUUAUGUGGGAACAAUAUUAGAUUAAUAAAAUGUCUAUUGCC
Eriocheir sinensis (Chinese mitten crab) is the source of this 7551-nucleotide messenger RNA. RefSeq names its product cell division cycle protein 123 homolog. The coding region runs from base 273 to 1427 and encodes 384 amino acids. The record is from RefSeq and is a predicted model, not a curated record. Lineage: Eukaryota; Metazoa; Arthropoda; Malacostraca; Decapoda; Varunidae. The transcript is spliced from 10 exons. Gene Ontology annotation, cellular component: cytoplasm.